Scylla paramamosain (green mud crab) is the source of this 1803-nucleotide messenger RNA. RefSeq names its product protein bowel-like. The record is from RefSeq and is a predicted model, not a curated record. NCBI's taxonomy places the organism in Eukaryota, Metazoa, Arthropoda, Malacostraca, Decapoda, Portunidae. The coding region runs from base 181 to 1551 and encodes 456 amino acids. Gene Ontology annotation, biological process: regulation of transcription by RNA polymerase II; embryo development. Gene Ontology annotation, cellular component: nucleus. Gene Ontology annotation, molecular function: DNA-binding transcription factor activity, RNA polymerase II-specific; RNA polymerase II transcription regulatory region sequence-specific DNA binding. The transcript has a single exon.
AGGGGGGAAUGGUGGGUGGUGGGGGGCGCUGGAAUGUGUGGCGGGUGACAGGGGGCGGUGGGGGGCGGGGUCCUCGCCUCCAGGGUGGCCCCGCUCAGCCAGCAGGGCGGCGGGUCCUGCGCCGCGACACGCUCAGGUAUUUGGUGCUGAGGCGGCAAGGCGCGGGAGGCAGCCAGGGUGAUGACGACGAUGGUGGGGGGUGGGGGCGGGGGUGUGGGUGGUGAGGGUGGAUCAUGCCCUUAUCUGACCAUCGAGCGGCGUGCCGGCGCGGCGCCCAUCAAAGGGACGCCGUCGGCAGCACAAGAGAGGUGCCAGGGCCUCGGGUCGGGCCGGGCCGAGGGCGCCCCUGUCGGGAGACGGAACCGACGUGCGCGGAAACGAGACAAUAAGAGAAUCCGGAUACAGUUUGUCGGCGGGUGUCGGUGUCAAUGUCGGUGUGGGAAAACAAGCAUUAGUCAGACCACAGGCAGCCGGGGCGGGAGGCGGGAGGGGGCAGGUAAGCACGCCGAACAGUUCCCGCUCACCGGACACGCCCCUCGCUCACCGCUCGACUUCCUCUCCGCCCCCACGGAACACGGGAACCAAUGGGCGACCGCCCUGCACGAGGCUCCUCCCUCCCUCCCUCCACCACCAGUAGCGCCGCUCCCCGCUGCUCCUCAGCAGCCAAUGGUCGGCCCUUCUGCCCCCAGCGCUUCUCUUCGGUAUAAAUUGUGGCACCGUCCUGCGCUACACUCAUUCUGCCCCAGUGACGCUGACGACGCGGCCAUGGUAGCGUCUCCUCCCAGCGUGCCCUGCCUGCCGGGCCUCGGCGCUAGGCUACCCCCCGGCACCCUGGGCUCCGCCUUCACGCCCCUCUCCCGGGACCACCGCGCCCUGCACCUGUUACAGUCACUGCCGCUGCUGCAGUCUGCGGGCGGCGCGGCCAAGCCGCUUCCGCCGCCCCUGGGGAUGGACCCCCGGUUGGCGGGGCUGCUGCAGGGCUGCAACCCCUUGGGCCAGCUUCCGUGGGCGGCGCUGGGCGCGGGCGAGCUGGCCCUCAACCGGCUGCUGCUGACUCCCGGGGGCCGCCUCAGCAGACCCAAGAAGCGGUACAUCUGCAAGUAUUGUCAGCGGGAGUUCACCAAGAGCUACAACCUGCUGAUCCACGAGCGGACCCACACGGACGAGCGGCCCUUCCCCUGCGACAUCUGCGGCAAGGCCUUCAGGAGGCAGGACCACCUCCGCGACCACAAGUACAUCCACAGCAAGGAGAAGCCCUUCAAGUGCGAGGCGUGCGGCAAGGGCUUCUGCCAGGCGCGCACGCUCGCCGUGCACAAGGCGCAGCACGCCCACGACGUCCCGCCCACGCCCGCCGUCCCGCACACGCCGCCCUCCGCGCCCGCCGCCGCCCGCCUCGAGGCCGACGAGGUGGUGGACGUGCUGCACUGCGACGACGACGAGGACGACCACGUGAUGCAGACGCUGACGGAGGAGGACGAGGAGCUGCAGCCCGCGGCGCCGCCGCCCCCCAAGAGGCUCGGCUUCUCCAUCGCGGACAUCAUGAGCAGAUAGAGGCGCGAGGGGCGCCGCGCCGCCCCCCAAGAGGCGCGGCUUCUCCAUCGCGGACAUCAUGAGCAGACACAGGCGCGACGGGCGCCGCGCCGCCCCUCAAGAGGUGCGGCUUCUCCAUCGCGGGCAUCAGCAGCAGAUAGAGGCGCCGCGCCGCCUCGCCCUGUCCUCUGUGCCUCAUGGCGCCAAUGUAUUUAAGUCACAUUGUAUAUAAUGUACAAACAAAUGUAUUUAUUAAAUAACAUUACUUUUUAA